AUGGUACCAUGGAGGGAAAAAACUGGAAGGGAUCACAUCCCGAGGGAACGAAGGGGAAGCUCUUCUGCGGUGGACGGAGCUUGUCCGAGACCGAAGACUCGAUCUAGACUGAAGAGGAUAACUGCUAAGAUGCGAGGGUCGAUAUAUUGGAUCCCAAGUGUCGACUUAGCAUUCCAACCACGUCCUAGUCUCCAAUUCCUUCUUCCUCAUUUCUUUAAUGCUGUCCUGCAUGUCUAUCUGUUUUUGAUUCUAGGCCAAAUCGGAUGGCAAAUUGGAUUCUUCUAAACCUAUCUCCAAUUUUCUUCACUAACCCUAUAUAAAUUUGUUAUCAUUUCCUCUUGAUUUGAAAUUAAUAAAUCUUAUUAUCUUUUUGCAUAUUUUAUGUAUAUUUGGCCUGUGUGAAUAAUGUUCUAUAUCACAUACACCCAUGGCAUACCAAAAUUUUAACAGCGACAUAUGCAGACGACACAACAAUAUUAGCAAGCCUCAAUAACCAAUAUACACCUUGUUACCGCACUCUUGUGACGUGAUGACGCCUUCAGUAACCAUUGCUGCAGCCAGCAUUACUUCUUCCUACCUCUUUGGAAAUCGAUCGUCCAGGCUCAAUACAAAACAUCGAUUAAAUUGUUUAAAAAACAGAUGAUAUAAAAAAA
Molecule: messenger RNA, 653 nt
Organism: Nezara viridula (southern green stink bug)
Lineage: Eukaryota; Metazoa; Arthropoda; Insecta; Hemiptera; Pentatomidae
Source: the annotation of a GenBank genome assembly